AGAGAGAGAGAGAGAGAGGGAGAGAGAGAGAGAGAGAGAGAGAGGGAGAGAGAGCGAAAGAGAUGAAAGAGAAGGGCACACAACGAAACUCAUCUUAGAAGGGGCAACGCAGGUAAUCGCUCGAAGGAGGUAGCGACUAAGAUAACAGCGACGCAUCGAGGGAGAAAUGUUUUGUUAGUUUUUCUUAGCGAUCCGCGCGGCUAGCAUCGUGGCAGACGAGUGCCGAUCAGACUGAUCGAUUUCGCGAUACGUUUCUGUUACGGUGGUCUGAAAUUUUCAAAUCCCAAGCAACCCAUACUCGUGGCUGCUCGAACGCGACCUCGCUAUCUCGUUUGCUUAAGUGUAGAAUAGAAUAGUGCUGUACGUUUCGUUUCCAAACGCGUGUUGCGGUGUACCAUCUAGGGAAAGUUUACGAUCAUCUUCCGUCGCUGUUGCAGAUACAAGGCAUUUAAUUUGUGUUUUACGUGAUUGAUAUGGUUAGGCGCUAUUUUGCAGUUGUAUGUUAGUACGGUCGUGGCAGUAGUUGGUGGUGUGCAAGUUUGUGAAAGGUGGUGUCUCGCGCUCGUUCUUUCUAUAGUUCAAAAAGCCGCUGGUGUCGAGUAAGCUGAAAUGCAAGCAACGGUCUCGGAGGGAAAUGGUCAGGGACCCAACAGCAGUAGCAGCAGCACCGGCCACAAUCACAGCUCUUCUCCGAAACUGCCGCCACCCGGCUCGUGGGCAUCGCUGAAGGCAAACGUGAUAAGAUGGCGCGGCUCAAGGAAACUGGUACUCGUCAUCGUCGCCAUCGCACUCCUGCUCGACAAUAUGCUGCUGACCGUCGUUGUGCCAAUCAUUCCGGAGUUUCUUUACGACAUCAGACACCCGGAUGCACCGCUGGCCAGCUUUCCCAAGACUCCGCCGACCACACCGUGCGAGAAGGAGGUGACGACACCGUACAAUGGCAUCGACGUUACAACGCAAGGUUACGAUAAUGCUAGCUGGUACGCGGAACGGGAGGAACGGCACAAGGAGCUGGUGGAGGAAACGGUCGAGGUUGGGCUUAUGUUUGCCUCGAAAGCAUUCGUCCAGCUGCUGGCCAAUCCCAUCGUGGGACCGUUGACACACAAAAUAGGCUACAGCAUUCCGAUGUUUGCCGGGUUCGUCAUUAUGUUUAUCUCCACCCUGAUUUUCGCAUUCGGAAGAACGUACUCGGUACUGUUCCUGGCUCGCGCACUGCAGGGUAUCGGAUCGUCCUGUUCGUCGGUGUCCGGCAUGGGCAUGCUGGCCGAUCGCUACACGGACGACAAGGAGCGGGGGAACGCGAUGGGCAUCGCGCUCGGUGGACUGGCACUCGGUGUACUGAUCGGGCCACCGUUCGGUGGCAUCAUGUACGAGUUUGUAGGUAAAUCGGCACCGUUCUUGGUGCUGUCGGCGCUAGCCCUGGGCGAUGGGCUGCUGCAGCUGAUCAUGCUUCAGCCGUCCGUCGUGAUCGAGGAGUCGGACCCGCCGUCGCUGAAGGCGCUCGUCACCGAUCCGUACAUCAUCAUUGCGGCCGGUGCGAUCACGUUUGCGAACAUGGGCAUUGCGAUGCUGGAACCGUCGCUGCCAAUCUGGAUGAUGGACAACAUGGGUGCGAGCCGAUGGGAGCAGGGUGUCACCUUUCUGCCCGCCUCGAUCAGCUACCUGAUCGGAACGAAUCUGUUCGGUCCGCUGGGGCACCGUAUUGGCCGGUGGCUGGCGGCGCUGCUGGGACUGGUUAUUAUCGGGCUGUGCUUGCUGUGUAUUCCGAUGGCUACCUCCAUCAACCAUCUGAUUUUGCCGAAUGCGGGGCUCGGAUUCGCUAUCGGCAUGGUCGAUUCUUGCAUGAUGCCCGAACUCGGCUAUCUGGUGGACAUUCGACAUUCGGCUGUGUACGGCAGUGUGUACGCCAUCGGAGACGUUGCGUUCUGUUUGGGUUUCGCCAUCGGUCCAGCCCUAAGUGGCACCUUGGUAAACACCAUCGGCUUCGAGUGGAUGCUGGUUGGAAUUUCGAUCCUUUGCUUCGCUUACGCACCGCUGCUGACGUUCCUGCGAGCACCGCCGACCAAGGAGGAGAAGAAGGUAAGCAUCAACGGCAUCGACAAUGCUGGACUGUCGCUCGAAAGUGGACCGUGCAGUUCGUCCCAAACCAUUGAUCCGUCCUCGAUCGAAAAAUCCCCAUCGAAUGGGAAAUUGACAAACGGAACAGGGUACACGAACGGGGCCGCCGAAACGGCCGUCCAUUGUCCAUCUCCGAACGGGGGUGAACAUUUUGUCACGAAGCUGUAGGUGUUCCUUUUUCGUGUAAAAUCGUGUACUCAGGGCUUUGCCAGCUUCUCUUGCCCACCCCUACCCGGAAGCACUCUUUCUGCUGGAUCUGUACCUCCUGCAAAGGUCGUUGUAAUUUAACCUCCAUACUAGCGUGCGUACGUGAUUAUCUUCAGUAGCUCGUGGUGGUUUAGUUAUUAAUACUUUUGGUUUCCUCCUAGAUUAUGUACAUUAAUGUGUAGUUCAAUAUCGUUUGAAUUUACGGCUGCGAUGUGUGUUUAUUUGUAAGAACCAAUGGUGUCCUCUGUUUGGAACCAAAUAAAACUUUUUAUUUUUUAAAAACA
This is a messenger RNA of Anopheles merus, 2609 nucleotides long. It is a transcript of the gene Vmat, whose product is annotated as synaptic vesicular amine transporter. Gene Ontology annotation, cellular component: terminal bouton; synaptic vesicle membrane. Bases 610 to 2286 code for a protein of 558 amino acids. The record is from RefSeq and is a predicted model, not a curated record. The transcript has 8 exons. Gene Ontology annotation, biological process: transmembrane transport; aminergic neurotransmitter loading into synaptic vesicle. NCBI's taxonomy places the organism in Eukaryota, Metazoa, Arthropoda, Insecta, Diptera, Culicidae. Gene Ontology annotation, molecular function: serotonin:sodium:chloride symporter activity.